AUGAAUGUCGCCAACGCUGGCAGUCUAGAAUACCACAGCUGUCUACGUCGUAGUCUUACUAUUUGCAUUACUCAUUUACUUACUGAGAACGACAUAUACUGUGGCAUGUACACCCCCAAUCUGUUAUUUGCACUGGGGUGCGCACCAGAUUACUGCUUCAUUCUAGCACUUGCGCAGUUCAUUCGCUCCCUGAAACUUAAGGACUCUCAAACCGGCUUUCAGAGGCAAGAAGUGCUGCGGUAG
This is a messenger RNA of Plasmopara halstedii, 243 nucleotides long. RefSeq lists its product as uncharacterized. The transcript has 2 exons. The record is from RefSeq and is a predicted model, not a curated record. Lineage: Eukaryota; Oomycota; Peronosporomycetes; Peronosporales; Peronosporaceae. The coding region runs from base 1 to 243 and encodes 80 amino acids.